This is a messenger RNA of Soboliphyme baturini, 315 nucleotides long. Lineage: Eukaryota; Metazoa; Nematoda; Enoplea; Dioctophymatida; Soboliphymatidae. The record is from the annotation of a GenBank genome assembly.
AUGAUCACGAUAACCGAGAGGCGAUACGUGAUAACGAAGCAUCCGAAAAGAUCCAACAGAGUCAAGGAACGAUGCGGAAAGACCUGUGGGACUGUGCAACACGAGGCACAGCAAGAAGACGCCCCUUCCUCUGAUGAUCAAGCAUCUUCUGAAACUGAUCUGCAGUGCUCCCUAGAAAGGUUCGCAGCCGAGUACGACAUGACCGGCAUGCAGGUAGACGCAUCUAAAAUGAAAAGCCUCAUUUUAUCUCGUUCUAGUGAGCGUAAGAUUAACGGAGAGGCAGUGGAGCAGCUGGAGAAGAUCAAGAAUCUCUGA